Messenger RNA from Rhodamnia argentea, 1222 nucleotides. RefSeq names its product protein EXORDIUM-like 5. The transcript has a single exon. NCBI's taxonomy places the organism in Eukaryota, Viridiplantae, Streptophyta, Magnoliopsida, Myrtales, Myrtaceae. The record is from RefSeq and is a predicted model, not a curated record. Bases 57 to 1166 code for a protein of 369 amino acids.
CACCACCGUCUCCGCCGCCGCCGCCGCCGCCGCCGACACCGGCCAAACGGGAAAAAAUGUCGCCCACCCAGUUCACUGUCUCUCUCCUCCUCGUCCUCCUUCUCCGCCCCUCCAAUGCAUCUCUCGUUCCUCGUCCUCAACAGGACCAGACCUUGAGCUUGAAAACCACCCCCCACCCGCAAAUUCAGUACCACAACCCGAAGCUCCCGCCGCGAUCCCUCUCCCUCGCCUCCUCCAAGAAAUUCGAGGGCUCGUCGGACCUCGUCCAGCUCCGCUACCACAUGGGCCCCGUCCUCUCCAACUCCCCCAUCAACCUCUACCUCAUCUGGUACGGCCGCUGGGCCUCCCCGCAGAAGCUCCUCAUCAAGGACUUCCUCCUCUCCAUCUCCGCCGCCUCCGGCCGCCGCUCCUCCUCCGCCGCGGCCCAGCCGCCGUCCCCCUCCGUGGCCGAGUGGUGGCGCACCGCCUCCCUCUACACCGACCAGACGGGCGCCAACGUGUCCCGCGCCGUCGUCGUCGCCGGCGAGCACGAGGACGUCGCCUGCUCCCACGGCCGCUCCCUCACGCGGCUCUCUGUCCAGCAGGUCAUCGCCACCGCCGCGCGGGCCGCCCGAUUCCCCGUCGACCACCGCAACGGCGUCUACCUCGUCCUCACCGCCGAGGACGUCACGAUGCAGGACUUCUGCCGCGCCGUCUGCGGCUUCCACUACUUCACCUUCCCCUCCAUGGUGGGCUACACCCUCCCCUACGCCUGGGUCGGCAACUCCGGCCGCCAGUGCCCGGAGGUCUGCGCCUACCCCUUCGCCAUCCCCGGCUACAUGGGCGGCGCCGCCGCCGGGGGGCCGAAGCCUCUGUCGCCGCCGAACGGGGACGUCGGCGUGGACGGCAUGAUCAGCGUGAUCGGGCACGAGCUGGCGGAGCUGUCGUCGAACCCGCUGGUGAACGCGUGGUACGCCGGGGAGGACCCGACGGCGCCGACGGAGAUCGGGGAUCUCUGCGAGGGUCUCUACGGGACGGGCGGCGGCGGCGGGUACAUCGGGCAGGUGAUGAGGGACGGAGGAGGGCGGAGCUUCAACAUGAACGGGCGGAGCGGGCGGAGGUUCUUGGUGCAGUGGCUGUGGAGCCCCGUGCUGAAGGCUUGUGCCGGUCCAAAUGCUUUGGACUAAUUUAAUUUUUAAUUUUCAAAUUUUCUUUUUCUGCAAAGCGAUUUUUUUUAAUCUUU